Molecule: messenger RNA, 561 nt
Organism: Anolis sagrei ordinatus
Lineage: Eukaryota; Metazoa; Chordata; Lepidosauria; Squamata; Anolidae
Source: RefSeq, a predicted model, not a curated record
AUGGCCAAGGCCUCCCUGAGCCGGAUCGCAUUGCUUCUGCUGGGUCUCCCCUUCCUGGCCUUGGCCUGGAUAGAUCUUCCCAUUAGAUCUCUACGCUCUACAAGUCUUGCUCCUGUAAUGAAAGGCUUCAACAUCCAAAAGUUGUCUGGAAAGUGGUACCCAGUGUUGACCAUCAGUCCAGACCCCACUCCAAAGGCCACCCGGGCUUGUAUUAUAGAGCCCCAGAGCAAUGGAAAUGCCUUUAUGAUGGUGGAAAUUCCUGUGAAUGGUGCCUGCAAGUUGAGAAAGGUCCUUCUUAGCAAGAAUCGCUUCUGGAAUUCGAUUUUCUCCACGUUAGAGGGAAAAGCCUUCAUCAUUGACACCGACUACGAGACCUACUUCUUCGCCUACUUCACCAAAGCAGAUGGGUUCCUCCUGCAACUCUAUGCCAAAUCGAAAACCGUGUCUGAGGAGGUCCGGCAGAAGUUCCUGGACAUCGUCAAUCGCUCGGGGCUCCCGACGCAGCAUUACCAGGCUCUCAGGGAAGAAGAUUUGUGCACAAGCCCUCCAGCGAACGGAUAG